Molecule: messenger RNA, 4422 nt
Organism: Entelurus aequoreus (snake pipefish)
Lineage: Eukaryota; Metazoa; Chordata; Actinopteri; Syngnathiformes; Syngnathidae
Product: zinc finger protein 239-like
Exons: 3
Coding region: 260-1273 (337 amino acids)
Biological process (GO): regulation of transcription by RNA polymerase II
Molecular function (GO): RNA polymerase II cis-regulatory region sequence-specific DNA binding; DNA-binding transcription factor activity
Source: RefSeq, a predicted model, not a curated record
GGGGAAAAGAGCUGCUUGCUUGUUUGUCUCGCGAGAUCUGACGAGAGUGACCGAAGCAGGAGGAAGAAGAACAAAAUGGCGGCGGACGGAGAAGACGUUAUUGUGCUUAUUAUAUCUCUGUGUUCUUAAUCGCAGAAUACGAGGGGGGACUUUGUCCGACUAAAGAGGAGAAGGAGCGACAAAGUCAACUACUGGAAGCUGUUUGCAAGAACACAGAACAGUCGCCUGCGAGGAACAUCUUCUGGGGUGGAGCUUCAGGAUGGAGGAGGAGGAGCCACACACCUCCCGCUUCAAAGAGGAAGAGGAGGAGCACAGCAUCAGUCUUGAAUGGUUGGAGGAGUUCCCAGUGACUGUGAAGAGUGAAGAUGAGGAGGUCAAAGGUGAGAGAGAGGCGGAGCCUCCAACAGAAGGUGAGAGAGCACCACCAGCGGACAGGAUGUUAGCGCCACCACCACACGGUGAGGACACGACGUCACACACUGAUGAUGAAGACUCUAAAGAUGACAACGCACACCUGACAUGUUCUCACUGUGACAAAACCUUUAAACACCGUUGUAGUCUGAAAACACACAUGAGAACGCACACCGGAGAAAAACCCUUUCACUGCACCGAAUGCGGUAAAGGAUUUGCCCGGAAGAACGUGCUGAAAGUACACAUGAGAACGCACACUGGAGAGAAACCUUUCUCCUGUUCGGUGUGCGGCAAAGGCUUCAUACAAAGUGGGGACUUGAAAAUACACAUGAGAACGCACACCGCGGAGAAACCGUUCAUGUGCUCAGUUUGUAGUAAAAUAUUCUCCGUAAAAGGGAAUCUGGUAAUGCACUCAAGAACGCACACCGGUGAGAUACCUUUUAUCUGUUCAGAAUGUGGUAAAGGUUUCACACAAAGUCACAAUUUGAAAGCACACAUGAGGAUUCACACCGGAGCCAAACCGUUCUCAUGUAUAGUCUGCGGUAAAGGUUUCACACGGGGCUGCAAUUUAAAAACCCACAUGCGGGUGCACACCGGGGAGAAACCCUUUUCCUGCUCCGUGUGCAGCAAAGGGUUCACACAAAGUGGCGAGUUGAAAAUACACAUGAUGAUGCACACUGGGGAAAAACCAUUCAUGUGCUCAGUUUGCCGCAAACGAUUCACCCAGAAGGCGUACCUGCAAAUACACGCGAGAAUACACACGGGUGAAAAACCUCAUAUCUGCUCCGUCUGCGGCAAGGGUUUCACACGGAGUCACCAUUUGAAGGUGCACAUGAAAACACACAGGGGAGAGAAAGUGUAGAGCUGCGGGGGAAGAAACACUAGUGGGCUGCUGAGAAAGUGUAGAGCUGCGGGGGAAGAAACACUAGUGGGCUGCUGAGAAAGUGUAGAGCUGCGGGGGAAGAAACACUAGUGGGCUGCUGAGAAAGUGUAGAGCUGUGGUGGAAGAUUGUCUUCUGAGUUCCGGUGGAAGAAACACUAGUGGGCUGCUGAGAAAGUGUAGAGCUGCGGGUGGAAGAUUGUCUUCUGAGUUCCGGUGGAAGAAACACUAGUGGGCUGCUGAGAAAGUGUAGAGCUGUGGUGGAAGAUUGUCUUCUGAGUUCCGGUGGAAGAAACACUAGUGGGCUGCUGAGAAAGUGUAGAGCUGUGGUGGAAGAUUGUCUUCUGAGUUCCGGUGGAAGAAACACUAGUGGGCUGCUGAGAAAGUGUAGAGCUGCGGGUGGAAGAUUGUCUUCUGAGUUCCGGUGGAAGAAACACUAGUGGGCUGCUGAGAAAGUGUAGAGCUGCGGUGGAAGAUUGUCUUCUGAGUUCCGGUGGAAGAAACACUAGUGGGCUGCUGAGAAAGUGUAGAGCUGCGGGUGGAAGAUUGUCUUCUGAGUUCCGGUGGAAGAGACACUAGUGGGCUGCUGAGAAAGUGUAGAGCUGCGGGUGGAAGAUUGUCUUCUGAGUUCCGGUGGAAGAAACACUAGUGGGCUGCUGAGAAAGUGUAGAGCUGCGGUGGAAGAUUGUCUUCUGAGUUCCGGUGGAAGAAACACUAGUGGGCUGCUGAGAAAGUGUAGAGCUGCGGGUGGAAGAUUGUCUUCUGAGUUCCGGUGGAAGAAACACUAGUGGGCUGCUGAGAAAGUGUAGAGCUGCGGGUGGAAGAUUGUCUUCUGAGUUCCGGUGGAAGAGACACUAGUGGGCUGCUGAGAAAGUGUAGAGCUGCGGUGGAAGAUUGUCUUCUGAGUUCCGGUGGAAGAAACACUAGUGGGCUGCUGAGAAAGUGUAGAGCUGCGGGUGGAAGAUUGUCUUCUGAGUUCCGGUGGAAGAGACACUAGUGGGCUGCUGAGAAAGUGUAGAGCUGCGGUGGAAGAUUGUCUUCUGAGUUCCGGUGGAAGAAACACUAGUGGGCUGCUGAGAAAGUGUAGAGCUGUGGUGGAAGAUCUGAGUUCCAGUGGAAGAAACACUAGUGUGCUGCUGAGGACAAGCAGCAGCAAACUUUCACUUUCUAACGACAUCAGCACAUGUGUGACAUCAUUGUUGUGUGUGUGUAACACAAUCUUAUAACAAUAAUAAUAAUAAUUAAAGCUGCAAGCAGCGUUGGUCGGGUCCGCAUUUUGGCAGGUGCUAGUCCUAGGUGUCCCAAUACUUUAGUCCAGUGGUAGUCCUGAGUGAGACCUACAUAGAGGUUUUUGUUGCAUGUCUCUACGAUAUUCGUACUGGGAGUUAGAGGAAGUUGUGUCUGUGUUUUUUUCCUAGGUGCUGCGGCACAGUGGUUCUUUUCUUUGAAGGCUCGUAAAAUCAAAACCGUAGCACUUAUUCAAACGCUUUCGCCAACUUUUAAUCAGAAGGGUUCAAUCUCUCUCCUGUAGUAGUUUGAAGCCAAAACAACAAACGCGCUCCGAGGAGAUAACGUUUGAUGUUUGGUGACCGCUUUUUAAAAAAAAAUUUGUUUUGAAGUGGGGAUAUCAAACUUCCUGUUGAUUUUUGCUGAAGGAUGUCAAUCUAUGAAAUGUAGGUCUAAGUGAGACCUACGUAGAGGUUUUUGUUUCAUGUCUCUAAAACGUUCCUACCGGAAGUUACAAGCAGUUUUGUCUGUUUUCCUCUGAGAAGCAGUUUUUUCUCUGUUGUAUUCAAAAAUUGCGCUAGAGCACAAUUUUGAGUUUCGGGGUUCGGUUAUUUUUUGAGAUCGCAAUUUCUACCAGUCCCGAUGUGUGUGAGAAGUUUGGUGAGUUUUGAAGUAUUUUAAAGGGGUCAAAUUACAGCUCAAAGAGGCAAAAACGAGUUUUUUAGUACAAAUUUGUCUUGAAGGGGAAAUUGCCAACUUCCUGUUGGUUUUUGCCCGAGGAUGUAAAAUUAUGAAAUGUAGGUCUAAGUGGGAGUUACAGGCAGUUUGUUUUUAUUUUUUCCUAGGGGGCGCUAGAGCGCAAUUUUGAUUUUUGGGGGUUGGUUUUGUUAUUAACUUGCAAUUUUCGCAGGUCCUGAUUUGUGUGUCAAAUUUGGUGAGUUUUGGAGCAUGUUAAGUGGGUCAAAUUGCUGCUCGAAGAGGCGGCCGGUAUAAUAGAAAUAAUAAUAAACAUUACAAAUUCAAUAGGUUCCUUUGUAACCAGUACAAAGGACUCCCUGGAGGAGUCCUUUGUACUGGGUACAGGGCGGACCCUAAGUACUGGGUACAGGGCGGACCCUAAGUACUGGGUACAGGGCGGACCCUAAGUACUGGGUACAGGGCGGACCCUAAUAAUAAUACCUGGGAUUUAUACAGCGCUUUUCUAAGUACCCAAAGUCGCUUUACAUGUUAAAAACCCAUCAUUCAUUGACACCUGGUGGUGGUAAGCUACUUUGGCAGCCACAGCUGCCCUGGGUUGGACUGACAAUCUUGCUGUUACACUUCUAACAUGUAUAAAGUAUAUACUUUCAGGUUAGUGCUUUUAUUUCAUUCUUGUACAACAUUUCUGUACUUUUAUUUAAACUCAUUUGACUGAAAAUGUUACAGUAAGCACUACAAUAAAUAUGUUGCGUACAAUAAACAUACAGUAUGUGUGUACAAAUAUACAUAGUUCACUUUUAUACGUAUUCCUAGUCUAUGUAGUUUUUGUUAAACAAUGAGUUGUUAAUACAUAUUUUCAUUUCUAACUGUAAAUGAUUCCUUUACAUGAUGUACAUAUUUGUUUUACAUGUGUUCACAUCUUUGCUUUUGAGUACGUAUAAAUCCCUCUUAGUUGAUAUUUACUGCUUCACAUGUGAAACAUCUUCUGGAAGCAUGUUAUUAUUAUUUACUUGAUACAUCAUUUGAGUGUUUUAUACAAGAUCAUUUACUUUUAAAAUGUGUGACUUUGUUCUAUUAAUGAUCUUUAUUACUCUCUUUUGUAUUAUGAAUAUUGUUUUGUGAUUGUUUAACAUGUAUGUCCCCACUCCUUUAUGCAAUAAACAAUGUAUGCUCCAACUAAAGUUGGGUACAAUAAAUGUAGUUAA